AUGAGCGUACUAACAACUAAGGAAAGUAAAAAGACUAAACUACUUUUGAUUGGAGGAACAGGUGAUGGUAAAAGUUCAUUUGGUAAUUUCAUUUUGAAGAAAAAUGCUUUUGUCGUUAACGAUAGUCCAAAUCCCGAGACUAAAACAACAACGGGAUCAUAUGGAGAAGGAGAUAGGAGUGAUGUGUUUGUUAUUGAUACACCUGGUCUUCAAGACUCUAGUGAAAUGGAUGAAAGUGAGUUAAACCAAAUGAUAAGUUACGUAAAUGAACAAAAAGGUGUAGAUGGUAUUAUUCUUGUGUUGAACUAUAAUAGUGUUGAAUUUUUGGAUAAUAUUGAAUCAUUGAUUAAAAAAUUAUACAAUGUUUUUCCAAUACCGGACUUCUGGGAACAUGUAAGUAUUGUAUGGACUAAAUGCUUUUGUUAUAUUUCUGAAAAAAAACGAGAAAAACAAAUAGAAAUCAAAAAAGAAGAGUAUCAAGAACAACUAAUAAGACUCGUUAAAGAAACAACUGGAAAAGAAAAAAGUAUUGCAUUCCCAAUGUUCUUUGUUGACUCACAACCAGAUGAAGACGAAGAUAAUAGUAGAACAGAUAAAGAAGUUGAAGAGUUUUUGAAAUGGGCUCGUAGUUUAACACCAAUUAGUGUUGUUGAGAAAGAUUUGAAAGAAGACACAAAAUAUAAAAAAGUUGUUGUAGAAGAAAAGGAAGAGAUAGCUGAUAUCAUAGUUGUCAAAGACGGUUAUGUGAAAUUAAAAAUUGAAAAGAAGAAAAGAGAGUUGAGAGCUGAACAUAAUGGAAAAAUGACUUGUACUGAAUGGGAAGUAAUAGACACUAAAUGUGAAGAUAAACCAAUUUCUAAAAAUUAUGCUAAUAUUUCAAAAGAAGAGCUUAUAGGGUAUUUAAAUAAGUUCGGAACUAAAUUAUUUGAGCUUAUCGUUGAUUAA
This is a messenger RNA of Entamoeba dispar SAW760, 945 nucleotides long. RefSeq lists its product as uncharacterized. The coding region runs from base 1 to 945 and encodes 314 amino acids. The record is from RefSeq and is a predicted model, not a curated record. Gene Ontology annotation, molecular function: GTP binding. The transcript has a single exon. Lineage: Eukaryota; Evosea; Mastigamoebida; Endamoebidae.